Malania oleifera is the source of this 1432-nucleotide messenger RNA. RefSeq names its product protein ABA DEFICIENT 4, chloroplastic. The record is from RefSeq and is a predicted model, not a curated record. The transcript has 7 exons. Lineage: Eukaryota; Viridiplantae; Streptophyta; Magnoliopsida; Santalales; Ximeniaceae. Bases 477 to 1340 code for a protein of 287 amino acids.
AAAGCAUUUUUAGUUUUUACUUAAUAAUAUUUUUGAGUUUUUUUUUUUUUUUUUUUAAAAAAAGAACCCAAAAACCAUUUUGAGAUAAAUCAAUAUUUUUUUUAAUAAAACAUGAUUUUUUUUUUUUUUGAAUACUUUCUGAAUUAACAGAGCCUGGAAAUCUCUAAAACUGAGCCGAACAAACCAAUUGAUUAAAAACUUGAAUACAAAUUGGAUCGAAUUUUCAGACUGGAUCUUUAAAUACUUUUAUAGACAGCCGUAUGUAUAAGAAUUGUUGAAACAACAUUUUAACUUCAAAAAGAAGCAGAUGAGCAACGUCUCAAAAUAGGCAGAUGAACAAAAAGAGACGAGCAGCAGGAGCUCGUCGGAACGUCCUGCAGGUCCUGAACCCUAGCACUCGCCAUCCCGUCCCAGCUUUCGAUCCUCUCUCACAGCCUCCAAGCCUUCUUGGCCGGACAUCUCAGCCUUCAUAGACGAUGAUCUGCGCUUCCUUCUGUCGAGGCUCGAAUUCGAAGCCUCUUCUCUGCCAGUCUACCAGAGGUCCGAACACUCGGGGUCUCUUCUCCGUCCAAGGCUCGAAGGCUCUUCUUUGCUCGACUUCUGCUGUUUUUGAGAUGGGUAACACAAAAGUCAUUGCUGCAGUAUAUGGCCCUAGAGAGAUUGCCCGCUUCAAAGCCGUUAUGCCACCACAGAAUAUUGGAGUGGAUCAUAGGUCAACUUUUGCAUUGGGGGGUAGAAGCACUGAACUUUCUGGUCAACAAAUUGCAAGAGCAGAAGAUAAGCUAAGCAGAGACUGGAGUUUUUCAGGAGGACCCAAAGUUAGCAUUAGACCAAAACUUGCAAGCGUUAGUCUGUAUAGAAAAGGCGUUGGUGUUUCAUGUUGGGCAAGUUCUCAAAUUGCCAAUAGUGCUUUUACCAUGGGAACCGCUGCUGUUCUCCCAUUUUACACCCUCAUGGUUGUAGCUCCUAGAGCCAAUUUGACGAAGAAGUUCACGGAAAGUAGCAUUCCUUAUGUUGUGCUUGGACUUUUGUAUGCAUAUCUUUUGUACCUUUCUUGGACGCCUGAAACGAUAGGAUUGAUGUUUGCAAGUAAAUACUGGCUGCCAGAGCUUUCUGGCAUAGCAAGGAUGUUCUCCAGUGAAAUGACUUUAGCUUCUGCAUGGAUUCAUUUAUUGGCUGUAGAUUUAUUUGCUGCAAGGCAGGUUUUUCAUGACGGACUAGAGAACGAAGUUGAGACCCGACAUUCAGUUUCCUUGUGCCUGCUUUUCUGCCCUAUUGGGAUCAUGACUCAUGUAAUCACCAAAGCACUAACAAAAACACUCAUCAAACACGGCAUGUGAUUUCAGUGCAAUACUGUGAAAAUAUUGGAUUGGCAAGAUGGACAGAAUUGCAAAAAUUUCAGUUGAAUGAACAUGUCAAUUAUUUUCAUCAA